Kwoniella shivajii is the source of this 1176-nucleotide messenger RNA. RefSeq lists its product as uncharacterized. Lineage: Eukaryota; Fungi; Basidiomycota; Tremellomycetes; Tremellales; Cryptococcaceae. The transcript has a single exon. Bases 1 to 1176 code for a protein of 391 amino acids. The record is from RefSeq and is a predicted model, not a curated record.
AUGCCGGCUCAAAUCGAGAAUUCACUCGUACUCGCUACUCCUACGAGUACUCCUUUUCUUUCAACUUCAUCGGGACAAUCGCUCCCACCUGAAAUCUUUAAUCUCAUCCUCAUCUCACUUCAAUCCAACACUCAACUAGCUUCACUGGCGAACCUCAGAUCAUGCUCUAAAAAUCACUAUGAAUUUGUCACACCAUACCUCAACAAGUAUAUCACUGUCAACGGACCUCAAUUCGUAAAGCUCUUCGACCCGCUCAGUCAAUUCGCGCCUGCAAAUGUGAUUACUCCGGAAGAUGUUAGUUUUAGCACGCAUAUAUGGAACACAGAUCCAAGCAUUAGGUUCAAAUGGAGCUUAUCGCUCGUGAUACGACUGAAGAUCGUAAUAGAUAACCAGCUCCUCAUUAUCCGGAGUAGAGACUUACAAGUAUGGUCAGAAGCAGUUACCGCAGCAAGUUUAUCAGUAGAUCAUCUAUUAAUGCUCAACUUGCAAUCUCUGUGCUACGUUACGAAAGCGACUACAAUCAGCCCUAGCCAUUUAGCGGCCAUUAUCGAGAUUCUAGCUAAAGUCUGUUCUCCCAAAUCUCUUUGUUUUCGUUGGCUGUUGAAGGAGGAUAAAGGGUGCGAUAUUCCACUCCUAAGAGCUUCUUGGCCAUACUUGACAGUGCAAAAUGAUCUGGUAUACCAUGAUGGCGAUCCAGUCACUCCGUCGCUGCCUAGUGCGCAUGAACCAAGGAUAAGCUUUCGUCGCCAUGUUUGUCACGGCUUUUGCCCUCAUCCCGUUCCAAAUGACGGUACUCAACAACCAUACCUUUGGCAUUACAUCGACAAGUUAGAAGAGUGUGCUUUUCAAGCCAGUACCGGACGUGCUAUCGGUCAAAAUACCUACGGAGUACCAUACGCACCGUACAGGAUUGUCCAAGGACAGGACACAGAGCAGCUGUCAGAGGAAGAAUUAGUUUGUAUAAAAGAGAAGUUCCGAAAUCAUAUCAUAGAACAUUACAGUGACAAACAAGAAGAUUCACUUGAAGGUCAAGCCGAAACUACGCGAAUUCGAGAGUGGGCCGAAAGUAUGAAAUGGAUCUUGGGAGAUGAAGCUAAAAAAGAACCACCAUGCGAAGCAUGCGGCAGUGAGUUUCAUCAAGUAGGAGAAUUUGCGAAAGCUAACCACAUUCUGUAG